AUGGCUUCGGUCUCUUUUCCUCUACAGCCUCAAACUACUUCAGUCUUUUCUCAACGUCUCGACUCGAUUGGUCAGCCCUCCGGCAGUCGUAGCCGCCACAACUUCGCCAUGCCUGCGCCGCUUCCAAAUCCACCGUUUGUGUUCCCAGCCCGAGAGCCGGAUGCAAUGUCACAGGCGAUAGAUGACACGCCAAACCUUCCCGCCUUUUCCUUUAAUCCGGGUUCUAUACAACCAUCACAGCCGACAACGCCAACGUCAACGCCAACGCUACCAACAAGUCGACCGGUUGGACACCGUCGGCGAUGCAGCGAGUUCGUUGGCGGCGAGCAUAUGGUUGCCUCUGGAAUAUCGGAUGCAGGUCAAAAGAGCGGAGAGGAUUCAACCCCUGGCCCUGCUAGGCUACCAGCUCCGGGGCCCGGUUUCAGUGCAAUGGGCCCAGGAAGGCGACGACAUGCCCAUCGACGCUCAGCGGCGGUUUCCAGUGUGGACCUAACCGCUAUUUCGAAGGCGUUCGGCCCGGAAAGUUUGGUCGAGAGUGCUCCAAGAACACCAGCAGAUGGGCUACAGGAUCUUAGUCCGUCAGAUCUGUCCCGUAGACCUAUAUCUAACUCGGCAACCAACCUAGGCCGGCCGACACCACCUGCGUCUCCCCAGAUAACGAUUAAUGGGGUGCCUCCUAGCAAUGCACAGCCUGAGGUCUCGAUUGUCUCUGAUGCAGCCGAACGCAGUGACGAACUUUCAGGGAUGAAACAUCCGCUUUCUGCUGCGGGACAUUCUCGUUUCCGAAAAAGCAUGUCGUCGGGGAUCCUAGAUGCAAAGCUCAGGAAAAGUGACAGGAUGAGAGAGGAUACCCGGUGGGCAGAGACCUUGAGGCAUUCUUCAUCUGACGAUGGAGAUUCAGUUGCAUCAGGCGACGAUCACGCAGCAACUGAAUCACCGUCCACUUCUAAGAAAAGAUCGAAAACCAAGAAGAGGCAGAAGAAAGUACGGUCUUGGGCUGGUGCAAUUUUGACAAGAGGAAAGGUCAAGCGCAAAGAUGAUAUGGCAGGGUCCAAGUCGUCUCCGUCACCUGUACUCACCCGGACCAAUUCGGACCUUGGCUCAGGACUCGAUGUGAACUUCGACGACGAUAACGUUGUUGUGAUCCGAACACCCACCAAUCCUACUUCUCCGGAUUCUCAUAGUCCAUCUGAUAAUGCUGAUGCACCGGCAUCGCUGGAGAACUCAUGGAAACCGAGAAGCUUUUAUGAGCAAGGUAGACAGAAUGAUGUUCUAAGUCCGAUCAUCGAUCUGGAUGCUGCUCUGGGACCUUUCAAUACCCCUGACAUGGGGUCCAGUGGUACUGCUAAGAGUGGCUUUUCGGCGGCAACCAAACGGAUGUAUAGUGGUGGACGACGGGGAGAAUUCGUCGGCCCGGAAAUGCGCUACCAUCGUCGUACUGAAAGCGCACCUGAAAUGCCUCCUUUUGAUCGCAGCUUUUUAAACAACCGAUUGGUAAACAAUUCAGCCUUAGAGAACCCCGACGUUUUCUACGAGGAGGAGGAGGAUGCAUUUCUGGCGGCUACAAGUGAAAACGACGAACGAGGCCCUUUGCAGGGUGUCGCAGGCGCUGCUGAUCAACAAUCACUAGAAAGCAAAGAAAGCUCUGAUACUCUUACCCGGCAACCAGGGGAGAAUUUCGCCAACCCACAAGAACAGACUGGUCUUGGAAUCCAGAAACAGGAACCGGACGACGCCCCGGAUUCCCUUGCCACAUGUUCAAACCAGGAGAACCAAAACCCCACGGACCAACAAUCUGCUUCUGAUCAGCUACGGGAUGCGAGGAACCCUUUUUCCAACCAGCCGAAAAGUCCCGUGGAGCUGAUCAAACAUGAGGAUUGGCUACGCAAAGUGCCGGUUCCUCCUAGUCCAGACAUUUCACCUCGUUUUCUGCCCACAGACCGGCCUGCGACCUCGCCGAUUGAUUUUACCCCCAACAUCCCUAUCCCUCCCCUUUCUCUCCAGGGUGGCACCUCUGUUUCGAACUCUCCCUUUCCAUCCCCUGACUUUGCCGGCUCGUCUCCCGACUUCCCUCGUUCGAUCACCACUUCGUCUACCACUGAUCGUAAUUUCUCGAGCCCCUCCUACAACCCGUCUAUGGAGUUCCCUCAUGCAUCCGCCGAUGAUGUGCCGUCACUGACUAGCAGUGCAUCGACAACAACAAAUACGUUAAAUCGUUUUUCGGCAACUUUCUUCCAACGGUCCCGGUUGUCCACUGAUCGCUCGGCAUCUUUCUCUGCUGCGGGCAACCGGCGAAAUAGUCAGGCCAACUCUUCGAAGCGGUCUAGCCUUGCCAGUCUAUCCAAACUGGUAGGUGGACCUCAUGUCGAGAGAAGUAAGCUCAGUUAUGAGGAGAAGCCACCAAGUGAUGAACCAGAGAAGACAAAAAAGGGUCGUCGUAUUAGUCGGUUGAUGCACUUCUGGAGGACGAAAGAAAAAGACCGGUUGAACCAAAAUACAGUUCAGGAAGAACGACCAUCAUGA
This is a messenger RNA of Aspergillus tanneri, 2523 nucleotides long. RefSeq names its product putative cell wall proline rich protein. The record is from RefSeq and is a predicted model, not a curated record. NCBI's taxonomy places the organism in Eukaryota, Fungi, Ascomycota, Eurotiomycetes, Eurotiales, Aspergillaceae. The transcript has 2 exons. Bases 1 to 2523 code for a protein of 840 amino acids.